CAUGUGGACAAUUUCUCGUUCGAGCGGCUCACAUUGACCUGUCCACACACGGCCCCUUGCUGAGACCCAUAGCAAUGUCGAUGUCAGCAACACACACGUCUCUAUGUGUUGUCUGUUCAUCCCCAAGACACACCGCCCCUAUCUACACAUGCAGGCAGUCAAGCCGCCCCUCCCCUCAUGCACACGUGAGCAUAAUCAAUCAGAACAGCGGCACCUUCCUCUCAGCUCGGAUCGAUGGGCGGACCACCCCCUCCCCACUCUUUUCCCCGACCCCGCUGCCCUUGGUGCGCCUGGUCUUGUAGACUACCUCUCGUCUGCCACUUCCUGCCGUAUGCUUGCUGCUCUGGCCAUCUCUCCGCCUCUCCUCUUUCGGGCGUGUGUCGCUCCUCUGUUGUUUGGGGUGUGGUGGAACGGGUGGCGACGCUGACGGUAGAGAGAAUGACGUCGUGACAGUGCAUGAUCCCCUCAACACGUCGUUGGCGUCAUCGUCGCCAUCAAAACAAUAAGCCUGAAGGACAGUGAAUGAGUCGACACACGUGUGCACUGGAGCAGUGUCGUCGCAUGUAGCCUCCCACCUUGGAUGCUUGUGCAGGCUCGUCUGGAGGCUCGUCGUCUUCAGCAUCGUUUGGCGAUGGGUCACUGUGCUCUUCAUCAUCGAUGGCAGGCUCAUCGCCCAACAUGUGUUCAUCAUCAGCAUCGUCACCUGAUGGGCAGACAGCAAGAAGGGACAUCGGCUCCUCACGUGGACUGGCUCCCUGCGCAUGUUGCUCCCCUCCUCCCCCUCACCGUCAUUGGGUUUCUUGCCGUGUAGUCUGACCAGCUUCUGCAGCGCGAGUUCAGCACUCGUCUGGCCCAGCUUGACCUGGGCAAGCUGCUGCCUCACCUCACGACGCCUCUCCUCUGCACAAAUGAUACCACAACACCCAGAGCACCAUUGACCAGAUGAAAGCGCCGCAAACGAUGCCGUGCUGUGUAAUUACUGCUCACGUUUCAUGGCCCUGACGUCCUCCCUCUCCUUCUCCUUCUUUUCUGCCUUGGCCUUGUCCCUCCUCGCCUGUUUGCGCUUCCCAAAACCAGUCAAAUAGCUCCUGCACAACACAACACAGCACCGAUACUGGUACACGACACACGAAGAAUGCACAUCGAUCAUCACACCUUCUGGAAGAUUCAUCGAAGGACACCUCAGAUCCCUUUCGUUUCUUCAUUCUUUUCCAAAGAUCCUUCUGCCUCCGGCUACCUGUUAACUACCCCAAACAGCAAGGAGCGGGGAGAUCCG
Messenger RNA from Vitrella brassicaformis, 1276 nucleotides. The record is from the annotation of a GenBank genome assembly. NCBI's taxonomy places the organism in Eukaryota, Vitrellaceae.